UGUAGACAUCUGGCUUUAGUUUUGGGGAUGACAAAUGUUGAAGGGGAGCAGAGUGAAGUCAAUGAAGUGAUAGUUCUCUCUCUCUCUCUCUGUGCAAACAUGAAGACUGAGAGCGAGACACAGAACAUGGAUUCCAAUGUGACAAUUACUGAGGCUGAUGGGAAGAGCUUGCUGGAGAACUCUGAAAGUGAAAGCUUCUAUCAGAGACUCAACAAGUUGCAUAACUCAUCUGGGCUGAACCUCCUUUUUGAUCUCAGACAAUCAACAUUGGACUUGCAUCUGUUUUACAAAGAAGUUACUGCAAGAGGAGGGUUUAUUCAGGUUACCACUGAUGAGAGAUGGGGCGAAGUUGCACUUGCCUUAAAAUUGGACGGGGAUAAUCUGCAGGAUCCUCAACCUCUGUUGAAGCUUUACGCGCUCUUUCUUUACCAGUAUGAGCAACUUUACUACUACAGGGAAUCCCAUGCGAAAGCUGCUUCUACUCUAGGUCAUGGUUUUUAUAGUAUUGGGGAUAGCUCAGCAAUGGAAGGGCAGUGCAGUGAUAAUUCAUGUCAGAUGUUACCGAAUCUUGAAAAUGCUCUUGCAGAGAAGAAGAUGCCCAAAAAGGACUUUCAACCAACACUGAUAGGUUCAACAUCUUCAGAACAGCAACAAUUCCCCCAGCUAAGUUCAAAGAGAAAAGAGAAGAAAAAGCGUUGUGGCGCUCCUCGAGGGGCACAAAGUGGUUAUCAUAUCUACCUCAGGAAAGAAUGCGAAAGGCUGAAAAGUACUGAUGCAGGGAAACUGAAGGGCCAAAAUUUCCGAGCCAUGGCAGACAAUGCAUGGAGAUCCUUCUCUGAGACUGAGAAACUGCCAUACAUUGAGGCAAGUAAGAAGGUUAACGGAAAACGACUGGCUCAACAAGUGACUGCUGAUGAGGAAAACCUGGGCAUGCAAAAUGCAGAGAGGGAGAAAAAGCCUUCACUCAAUGGGGACUGCCACUUAACCAACCAGAAGAUAAUGUGGUUCACUAAGCAAAUGAAGGAAGUCUAGAGUUUCCGUUGGGGGUUGCCCUUGAAGUCGAAGAGGCUUUAUAUUCCGGUGAAAGGCGGAUGCUGUAUGUCAUCAUCAAUUACAACCUAGUAGGUCUUGUUUUGUUUAUUUUGUAAAUAUGAUCCCUUGAUGG
Pyrus x bretschneideri (Chinese white pear) is the source of this 1165-nucleotide messenger RNA. RefSeq names its product putative high mobility group B protein 11. Lineage: Eukaryota; Viridiplantae; Streptophyta; Magnoliopsida; Rosales; Rosaceae. Gene Ontology annotation, molecular function: DNA binding. The coding region runs from base 28 to 1032 and encodes 334 amino acids. The transcript is spliced from 6 exons. The record is from RefSeq and is a predicted model, not a curated record.